This is a messenger RNA of Cladophialophora immunda, 3055 nucleotides long. RefSeq lists its product as uncharacterized. Gene Ontology annotation, cellular component: nucleus. Gene Ontology annotation, biological process: positive regulation of transcription from RNA polymerase II promoter by glucose. Bases 462 to 1661 code for a protein of 399 amino acids. The record is from RefSeq and is a predicted model, not a curated record. The transcript is spliced from 2 exons. Lineage: Eukaryota; Fungi; Ascomycota; Eurotiomycetes; Chaetothyriales; Herpotrichiellaceae. Gene Ontology annotation, molecular function: sequence-specific DNA binding.
CAUCCUCGCAUUCCCGUCUGCAACUCUGCAUACAACAAACCCAGCAUUACCCAAUCUGUCUGCCAACCAAGUCGGCACCUGCACAACCACUGCGCAACCAACUUCGCCCACCACCCCCGCUUUGUUUAUCAGAACGUCCAUUCACUUCCAUCGUCUUGUCUUUCUCUCUUUCUUCCCCUCUACAUCUUCCUUAUCCAAAGGGAAGAUUUCGCUGCAAAGGGAGACCACCGUCCAGGUCGUCUCUUCUCGCCACGCUCCUACUCAGAAGCUCACCAACCCUGCGUCGCUGACCCAACAAACCACCUUUGGCCUGGUAUCUGACCUCUGCGCAACAUUGCCCAACCAGUGUCCUCAACCACCGCCCGAUCCCGAUAACUGCUAUCGUCACUUGUAUCUGUCGAAUACUGAAUACUGUCGUGUGCAUCCAACGCACGAUUCCUCAUCGCAGCAUACCAAGAACAAUGGCUCCUCCGUCUGUUUCGGCUCUGGGUAUGGCCCUCAACGGCAAGUCCGCGUCUGUCGACAUUCCAAAGCCUCGCGAUGCCCUCAAAGGCCGGGACAACUUCACUGCUGUAACGGCCAACUCCUCCUCGAAGAAGCGUUCUGGCAUGUUGCCGACUCCUCCAAACUCCAUCUCCCCGAAUCUCCCACCGCGCGGCCAUGGUCGUCGAGACAGCAACCAGCACGGUCCCAUGUCGCCCAAGAGCGCGGCGCUGGAUUCGGACAUCGACUUGCAAGAUGCGCCUGAUAACCCGAAGCCGACCGCGUUGAGCGCCGAAGCUCUUGACAGCCUAGGUGAUCUGGACUCGGCUGGCGCCAUCACCCCGAGCAUGUUGGCAAAACAUCAUCUCCCCGACAUCUUGUUGUCGCACGGCCCGCUGGCCAUCAGGCACAUCAUGGGCUAUCUGACAACCUCGGUGCCCGGCUUCUCUCGCAUCACUUCGGCCAAAGCGCGUCGCUUGGUCGUGGCGGCGCUUGAAGGCAAAGGUGGUGGGCUAGAAGGUGCCGGCCGCGACGGCGACGUUAUAUUUGAAAAGGUCGGAUGGGGGCGAUGGGACGCUCGAAUGAAGGGCCAGCCACCUCGCGAGCGUCAAGGCUCUACCAUCACUCCUCCAGGCAGUUUACCAUCUUCCUACUCCCAACCAGGCCUUCAAGUGCCGAACCAACGUUCCUGGCGUACGGGUUCGGAAAAUCUGGGAACCAGCUACACCGGCAACUCAGCGGUCUUCUCCCACUCCGAGAUGGAUUAUGAGGACCAAGAUAUGCUGGAGCAUGAAGCCGACAAGAUGUCCUUGGACAACGACGACGACGGCUACGUCUCUUCCGUCGCUCCGGAACCUUUUGAUGAGGAUCUCGGUGACGGGGAGAUGACGGACGAAGAGGACUGGGCCAGUAUUGGCGCUGCAGCACUUCGAGCCAGGUCUCUCCCCAACCAAGGCAGGUCGGUGUCUGGUCCAGCCAGACUAUAUCAGCCCAUAGCGACCUACUCUUACCGGCCAAGGUAUCGCUCCAAAACACCAGGCGAUGUCGCCCAAACUGCCCCAACCAACCCGAUCCCCGUCAACCACUCGACGACUUUUGCAUUUCCCAACGGCGCUGGCGUCAAUGACUCUCAGGAACGAGCCGCAAUCGAAGCCCUCCUGAGUCUGGGAUCUAUGUAACAUUAUGAUGACUUUUUGGAGAAAACGACCGGUUCCUCCCGUUGGACGGUCGACGCGCAAUUUGGCCGGCAUUCAACAUUGCAAGCCCUCCUUGGGAUGCACGGUACUCAAUCAUUGCACUCGUGACUUCUUGACGAAGGUCACGAAAUUUUUGGGCGUUUUGGCAAUCUUUUAUUACGACACCGCACUCCACUGAUGAAUGACUUUUUGACGACCUUGAGCCUCUGACCAAAGCUGGCUCGGUUCGGUGGAUGAUCCCUUCUCUUUGUUUUGGUUUUACCAACAGCCGCGAAAGCUGUUAUUCGACUUCACUUCUCUCCCGAUCGACAGCUCGAUCUUGGCCUUGUCGACGGACAGCGAUGCUUAUCGACUCGCACGUUGCCGGCGCACGGUACCUUACCUCUCACGAUAUUUCAUUUGUAAUGCAUCUUUCAGCUACCGCUUGACAGCGGGAGAACCCAGACCAAGACUGGGCAGGUUGCGAUUCCGACAACUACUAAGGACGAAAAGGGAUGAUGAAGAGCACACAACUCGUCUCGCAGGGGCUCUACUCGCCGGUCCUCUUUAUUGAUCGUACUGGGAAUAUGGUUCUGCAGCUCUGUCAUAUUAGUUUAUUGCACGGAGUGAUGAGUUGCGUCGCCCGGAGAAUUAUCGUCUCUCAACCGGUAUCUUGUCGUCGACAUACGGUAAUGACGCGGAUGAUAGGUAUUGUGUCAAAGGGUAUACCUACAACAAUAGCUACAUCGAAACAUUUCUUUUGUUCAUGGUGGAGGAGACGGCAUCUCACUCAUUAUGAGACACUGAGCUGCUGGGUAUGCGGUUGCCCACCCAACUCUCAAGGGCAGUCGCCUGAAGCACUCGACACACAACCAAGUUGGAAAAGACGGAAGGGACGGACAAGAAGAAACACCUCGGACAGACAAGGAGGUGAACCUGAGAUGGCACUGAGGAUAGGUUGACUUUGGAAGAGGCCGUUUCGUCUUGUUAAUGUACUUCUUUUGUUCCUGGUGUUGGCUUUUUCGAGUAUGCUCGUUGGUCGACCAGGUGUUCCGGCGACUCUAUAUCGGCACUUUGGGGUGAGAUGCGUAUGUGCGCGAAUGUUUGCGAGAGACGGAGGGCAUAGAGGAGGGAAGAGAUGGUGAAGAUGGGCGUUGGUUUCAACUACCCCGAAGCACCUAAUGUGUGAGGUGGAAGACAGGAUACUUACUCGGUAUACCGAGACGAAACUGUCCGAGGUUGAAAUGGUUGGGAUAAGAUUGAUUGAUUGAUUGAUUGCUACCUAGUUGUUUCCACAACGAUUCAGUUGGGACAAAGUCAAUGCAAUUCACCAUCAGCCAGGAAUAACGUUCUUCUGCCCCAGUCUUGCUCUUCGUCCUUUUGCUGUAUUCCCCCGU